This is a messenger RNA of Temnothorax curvispinosus, 1631 nucleotides long. RefSeq lists its product as uncharacterized. Bases 42 to 248 code for a protein of 68 amino acids. NCBI's taxonomy places the organism in Eukaryota, Metazoa, Arthropoda, Insecta, Hymenoptera, Formicidae. The transcript is spliced from 3 exons. The record is from RefSeq and is a predicted model, not a curated record.
CUCGUUCCUAGGGUGAUAACUUCUGAGAGCGUAGCGUUUUCAUGUCACCUCGUCACCAUCAUAAACACCGCCCCCUUCACCCCUUCGCCGAUGUGAGAGUACGAAGCCAUUUGGAGGGUGAAACGACUCGAGAAUCUCGUGCAAUGGCUCGUUUGCGGAAUAGCGUCUUUCGCGGAGAUCAUCCUGACAAGGAGGGAACGAAUACGGAGAAUUCACGCGCGAAAUUGUGGGGCAAUGACUGGCGGUAGGGUCGCGAAUCGAAUCCAGCACGGUACAUCCCCGCGGCCCUGUCGUCGAGGACGAAGUCGCGGAGCCACCACCGAUAACGAACGCGAGAGAGAGCUUCUCCGCAUAAAGAAGUUUCGCGGAGGGGUGCGCGCACACGCUCGCGGCUCGCGUUCACCCGCACGGAGCGGCUCUAACCCGCUGACUGCCGGAGUCGCCCCUUUUCCACCCGCCACGACCCGUCAGCCCCUAACCCGGAGGCUAUCCCCUGGUCCCCGCGCGGUCGACCUACCGUCACCCACCUACCCGACCACCCCUGCGCCAGCACCGCCAGCACCCUACUACCAUCACCUCAGCCGUCACCUUCGCGAAACCGCCGCUCUUCCUGCCGCCGGUGUCUAUUACCGUGGUGAUGUUGACCCGCUGCGCCUUUUGCUCGUGAAAUCUCCCAACUUUUUGUUUUCUCCAUUUUUUUUCUCUUUUUCCCUUUCAUUGUAUUUUCGUCAGAUAAGUAAAUCCUGUGAAUAUCGGUUUCCGAUGUCGCCAUACGGCACCAAAAUUGAAGGAUUACUAGGAAAAAGCCACAUUUCUAAUUUGAGAAAAUUGAGGAAACGGUUACGUUGAAAUGGUGUUCGGUUACUAAUUCAUUCAUCAUUGUAAGGAUCACGACGCGAUAAAUUGCUCACGUAUAUGUAUGUGUAAAAUAUUCCGUGGCAUAUAUAUAUAUCAUUAAAACGAGCGAUAUUAUAAAAGGGAAUUACGUAAUUUGGAUUUAAAUGCGCCUCGCUUUAAAUAAGGAAGAAAUAUCGCAACGCGAAGACGUGAAAAUGACUUUCAGCAUCGAGUUCCCGUUUCUCUUAUCGGCCGAGUCGAAGGCCUUUUCAACUCUCGAAGAUCUUUCGAGAAAAAGAACGGAUAGAGCCGACGUGGAACGGAAUGGAAGAACUCGUCAGCCAAUCUAAUAGCGUUUUACGCCUUAUUACUCAUCGUUGCGCUCAACCGAAUAGUGGUUGGAAUAGGAAAAUGCAUGUAAUACGUUCAGCCGAAUACGAAUAAACCGACCGAGAUUCACCGGAAAGAAUGUCGAGCAGUGUGGCAGCUAAUACAGCGAAAAGAAAUGCGUCUGUAAAUCUCUGGAACUUUUAAAAGACAAGCAUGACCCAUCUUCAAUUCGUUUGCACGCAGAAAUUAUUUGCUGACGCACGAAAAAUUUUGGUAGACGCUAUCGCGCGAAUUCUGGAAUGGAAAAUCAUCAAUUGUCUAGUUUAAUUGGAUGAAUUUAGGAUCAAAAGACAAAUGCUUUUACCAUGCAUCGCGUAAUUGAUAGUAUCAUCCAACAUACAUUUUGUAAAAAAUGUAAUAAUAAUAGAUUUUUUUGUCUUUUAUAUGUGAAUUCGAAGAGUAAG